Paramormyrops kingsleyae is the source of this 1657-nucleotide messenger RNA. RefSeq names its product refilin A (gene rflna). Lineage: Eukaryota; Metazoa; Chordata; Actinopteri; Osteoglossiformes; Mormyridae. Gene Ontology annotation, cellular component: actin filament bundle. Gene Ontology annotation, molecular function: filamin binding. Gene Ontology annotation, biological process: negative regulation of bone mineralization involved in bone maturation; negative regulation of chondrocyte development; actin filament bundle organization. The record is from RefSeq and is a predicted model, not a curated record.
CCACGCUGUGGCGGAUGUGUGCAAGCGCGGACCCUAUUGGCCGUAUGUGGAAUUAGCGGGGCUGGACUCGCUAUCGCUUCCAUUAAGCGGAGCCUUCGCGAUCCGGCCGUGCAUUUCGCCGUGGAGCCGCGUCGCUAUUUGGCUGCUUCACAGCAAUAAAGUGCCAGUGUGGAGUACCGCGCAGGGAGACAUAGGCGACAGCUGUUUUCUGGUACUUUUCCAUUCUUCUAGAUUUCAUAAGGCUAUUAUUUUUCUUUAUUUUGUUUGGGUUUUCACGUGAAUGGGAUACUCUGUGCGAUACAGGCUAGGGAAUUUGGGGGCAGACCGAGUCCGCUGCGACCACUGUGCUCUGAAAAUACUUCGAGGAAAGUGAUAUCGCUAUUUACCAACUUCGGACAAGCUGAGAUUUGGAGUCGGCAAGCAGUGGAUUGUUUUCUGGAUGAGCCAUUGAAAAUUGCUUUGCAUUUUUGCUAUCAGGAUUUUGUUUGACGCACUUCCAUUACCGACUUUUCUUAUCGACGCCUGAAAGGUAAUCACGGUGCGGGGAGUUUCGCCUCGGCUUUCCUUGUUUUGAGCUGUCCCAGAAAUGGUGGGGCACUUACACUUGCAAGCUAUGGAUGACAGUCUGAAAGGAAAGAACCGGGAGGGCUUGCUCGACAGUCCGGAUUCCGGACUGCCCCCGAGCCCCAGCCCGCCUUUCUACUCGUUGUCCCCGGCUCUGGUGGAGCCGCGCCCCGGGAGCUGCGCUACACCCACCGAUCAACAUGGACAAUGGAGGAGAGAAAGCAGAGAGGGAAAGCUGUUUGUCCCUCCACAGCUACCAUACCUGCUGCUGAAUUCCACGGGGGCAGAUGCCAAGAGCCGCUUGUACCCUAUGGUGUUUGGAGAGAGCAUUGAGGUCAAUCCUGAGCCGGAGCAGGAGAUCAGGUGCAGCACAGAGGUUCGCUACGACUCGGACAGGCGCUUCCGCGACCAGGUGUACUGUGCACCGGUUCCGACAGUGACGGGCUACAGUGAGACAGUGGUGGCACUGCGUGAUCGCACGUGGCGGAGCUACAAGUCAGAGGUGCAAUUGGAGCCGCGCCAGCGGCCGCUGCACUACCAGAGUGUCACCAUCGUGUUCCCCAAGCACGCCAAGCGGACGUACCGCACGACGCUGCACUACAAUGCCACCGCCGCCAGCCGCCGCUUCAUCGCCAGUGUGCAACUGCGCUCCAGAGAGGACAACAGCCCCUGCAUUAUCUACACUGAGGACCUUUAAAUCCACCCAUUCCGGCCCAGGCCAGGUCCCGCCCCGCCCCGCCCCCACAGAGUGCCUUGCGGGCUGGUGGUAGGGCGGAUAGACGUCAGAGGGGCCUGGCGGACGGCCCUGCUGUCUGGGGAAACACAGAUGACUGGAGUCAACAGACCCACGGUGUCUGUCUCUGCAGACAAGUGAGCGCAUUUGACCGCAUGCAUGAGUCUGCAUGUUUCUGCACUAUUCCCUCAGACGUCUAUUGCUCUGUCCUCCCAUCCAGGUUUAUUAUCUUACCUUUUCAUUUGAUGAGUUAUUGCUUUAACCUCUGCAUCGUAGUGUAGUGUUCUUUCUCUGAUGUGUUUUUCAAGGUCAGUUCCUUUUCCGAUGAACCUUUCAGGUCCACAGCUACUUAGCCAUAGC